Stylophora pistillata is the source of this 1299-nucleotide messenger RNA. RefSeq lists its product as uncharacterized. The record is from RefSeq and is a predicted model, not a curated record. Lineage: Eukaryota; Metazoa; Cnidaria; Anthozoa; Scleractinia; Pocilloporidae.
AUGAAUUCAAACGCUCAAGAUCCAAACGAAGAAAUAUUCAAGGAAUCAAGCACGCCAGUCACGUCACCACCCACAGACCCAGUGGAACCGAGUUCUUCAACGGCUUCAUUACAGAUGGAUAGCCCACAAAGUGGAUGCGUAAAAAUGGCCGCAGCAAAUUACAAUAUUCCUCCUCCGGCUAAGUUUGAUCCCAAAACAGACGAUUGGGACCACUGGAUAAAGUGCUAUGAGUUAUUUAAAGCAGCUACGGAACGUGAUGGGCUGUCAGAUAAAGUGCUCAUUAAUACGCUUAUUUACGUAAUGGGAAAUAAUGCCGCCGACAUCUAUGAUAGUUUCAAACUGUCAGGUGAAGAUAUCCAGUACACGAAUGUCAAACAAAAAUUCAAAGAUCAUUUUAAAGGAAAAGUUGCUUUAGUCUUCGAGAGAACACAGUUCGUAAGACACUUUCAGCAAGACAAAGAAUCUGUCCUCACCCUCAUUGAAGAUCUUCAGAGGAGAGCCGACCUCUGGUCUUUUGGGGACCUUCGUGACCAAAUGGUGCACACUCAAAUAAUUGCUGGUUUGCGUGAUUCUCAUCUCAGGUGUCGAUUGAUGGCGAAUGACAAUUUAACUCUGGAUCAGGUAAUUAAAGAGGUUAAAUCUGCCGAAAUCACUAAACAUCAAGAUCAAAUUUUUCAAAACCCCUCAAGUGCCGCUGAUAUAUCGGCAAUACAUGACAGGAAAGUUCCAGAAAACAGACGUCAAAGUCCAAAACCCAAGCAUUAUGGAGUUUCUUCGAAAGCAAAGAAAAAAUCGUGUUACAGAUGUGGAGCUCAGCCAGGUCACCCUCCUCAGCGUUGCCCAGCCAAAGAUGCUACCUCCAAUGCAUGCAACAAAAAGGGUCAUUAUUCCAAGGUCUGCAAAUCCUCAAAACAAGUCCAUAGAGUUAAUGAUGAUUCGGAAGAAGAUGAUAUCUCUGUAAUGACCGUCAACGAAGUCGUCAACACAAUCGAAACAUCGGAGAAAUGGCGUACAAAUCUAUCGAUAGGAAACUCCGAAGUAAAUUUCAAGAUUGUUACCGGCGCGGAUGUCACAGUUAUUCCUAAACAAGUCUUUCGCAAAUGCGACUUAGGAAAACUACAUUACAGCUCCAAAAGACUCUUUGGAGCGGAUCACAAGGGUCUCUAUGUAAUAGGGACAAUUUGUGACACUUUAUCCCUGGGAGAAAAGAGCGUGACCGAAGAUAUUUAUGUUAUUAAAGGCCUAAAAGAGCCUCUUCUGGGGCAGCCAGCGAUUCAAAAGUUAAAUCUAUUGGCUUGA